Molecule: messenger RNA, 2637 nt
Organism: Lodderomyces pseudojiufengensis
Lineage: Eukaryota; Fungi; Ascomycota; Pichiomycetes; Serinales; Debaryomycetaceae
Gene: TERT
Product: Tertp
Exons: 1
Coding region: 1-2637 (878 amino acids)
Biological process (GO): telomere maintenance via telomerase
Cellular component (GO): telomerase catalytic core complex
Molecular function (GO): telomeric repeat DNA binding; telomerase RNA binding
Source: RefSeq, a predicted model, not a curated record
AUGGCUUUUGAUAUAAGGAAGGGAAUUAAUUUAGGGAAUUUUCUCACAAAAUAUCAUGACAUUGACAUUGCAAAUGAAUUACCUUCUUUCCAAGAAUUUGUCGAAGCUAUAGUGGUUGUUCCAUUAAAAGAGUACCAAAAGCAUCGGCUUUCACCAAAAUUAAAAUACAGAGAUGCUGAUUACAAAAGAUUUUUAAGAUUGCUAAUUGUGAAUUUAUUAAAAGACCAAUCUCAAAAUGUAUUGAUAUCAAAACUACCUCCCUUGAAACUAGACAAUUAUCUUAACUAUAAAUUGAAGUCAAAUUUCACUAAAUCAUCAUUCUACAUGGUAUCGGAAUUGGAGUCAGAAAACUGGAAAAGAAUAUUUGAACUUCUUGGGUCAAAUAAUUUUGCCGAUUUGUUGAUCAAUAAUCAGGGAUUUAAACAAAAAGGUAAAGCUCAGGUUCAAUUCUUCGGAGAUAAUGUCAGCUACGUACAUCGAACUAUUGAAAUUAAUAAAAAUUACAUUACUAAAAGGUCAUUACUACAAAAUUUAAAUAAGACCCAGGUUUUUUGGAAUUAUCAGCUCCUUAGGACGAAUGAAUUGGAGUUGUGUAAGGAAAUUUUCGAUUCACCUAUUAAAGCCAAAAGGUUUAACAAGAUCAAAAAUAUCUUGAAACUGAUAUUAAGGAAUGAUGAAAAAUGUCGUUACAAUAUGUUAUAUAAGGACGCUCUUGUUAAGCAGAAAGAGAUUGACUAUGAAAAUAUAUCCAACAAUGCUAGUUCUUCAGAAGAAAUUUUUCUGAUUAUUUUUUUGGUACUUGGUAAGCUUCUCCCUUUGGAUGCUUGGGGAGGUGAGAUAAACAAGAAAAUUAUACGUCAUAAGGUAGUAGAAUACAUGAAUUUGGAUCCGAAUGGAACUUUAAAUGUCCACGAGAUCACGAAAAAUCUUCAUUUAAAGGAUUUUGUAUGGUUAGGAGGAUUGAAAGGCUCGUCCAAACAGGAUUUUGAAAUUAGAUCGGUAUUGUUAAAAAAAUAUAUUACAUGGAUAUUUGGAACCUUAUUAAAAAAAAUUGUGAAAGCUUUUUGGUAUACAACUGAAACUACAUCUGGGGAAAUUCUUUUCUUUCCACGUCAUACGUGGUACAAAAUCCUGACGUUGUGGCUCGAGAAAUAUGCAGAAGAUAAUUUUAUCAGGACAAAUUUACUCGGAGAUGAAAAAUACAAUUAUGGUAGACUCAAGCUUGUACCUAAGAAGAACUCUUUUAGAUUAAUUUGUGUUCCGAUCAAAAGAAGCGCAAAUGUGUUGACGGCUCAGCUAAAUGAAGCAGAACAAGAAAGGCAAAAAAUUGAGUACAAUGUCUAUAGAGCUAACACCUUGAGACCAGUUAGAUUGAUAUUGAUUCACAAAUUAAACCAAAAAAUUCAAAAUGACAUACGUUAUUCAACUACAGCAUCAUCAACUAAGUACGUAGCUAAUCGAAUUAUAGAGUUUAAAUCUAAUUUAUUAGAACAAUAUUCUGGUAAAAUCCCAAAAUUACAUAUGAUUAAAUUUGAUAUGAAAGAAUGCUAUGACAGAAUGGACCAAAAAAAAUUAAUUGAAAAAGUAAUUGGUUUAUUCAAAAAUGACUCAUUUGAACAGAAAUAUUACUACACUCAGUAUUACAGAUGUGAUUCUUUACUAAGAAUUAACAAGAUCAAAUACAAAGUGGAUGAUGAUAUUCAUAAGCUCAAUAUGCUAUCACCAAACUUUGAUGAGUUACAGAAAGGGGCUUGGUCUGACAAAGGUAAAACAAUGGUGUUUACUAGGAGUAAAGUGCUUGAGGAAUGUAUUCAACAAAUAUUUGGUGCAAAGGGUUUUACGGUGGAUAAAACUUCUUCAGAAUUGAAAUUUUAUAGGAGAAAGCAAGGCAUUUUCCAAGGAUUUUCAUUAUCCAGUAUUUUUUGUGAUAUUUUAUAUAGCUCCAUGGUUGCUGAAAAUUUUAAAUUUUUAUGGCAAAAUGAGUCAACGGAGCCAUUUUUGUUUACGAGGAUGGUUGAUGACUUUUUGUUUUUAACUCCAAGUAAAGAUUUGUAUGCAAAGGUAUUGAAUGUCGUAAAUGGAGAUCAACUUGAAAAGUAUGGAGCUUAUGUAAACCAAGAAAAAUCUCAAUUCAUUGAUCAAGACGAUGAGGAUGUAUCAAUACCAAAAACUUUUCAAUUUGUCGGAUUGGAAAUUGAGCUUGAGACUUUAAACUUUAUUAAGGACUAUAAAGAUUUGGGAGUUUUGCCAACAACAAAUUAUAGAACUUUUAAGACUUUAUUAACUUUUUUGAAAAAUACAUAUCGUGUAAGGUUGCAUAACUACAUUAUAAAAAGGGAGCUUGAUUCCAAAAGUUCGGUUUUUCAAAAUGUUGGUAAUUUACUCGAGCUUGUUCUUUCAUCUUUUAAAAGUUCAUUUAAAAGAAUAAAUGCAAUUGAUCAAUUUGUUGUUGUUAAAUUCUGUGACUUUCUAAUGGAUAUCAUAGAUGAAACACUUCGAAAGUUUAUGAUUGUUAAUAAAUCCACUGAAGAUGUAGAUGAAUUGUUUGGUAGUCUUAAACAUAAUUUGCUAGAGAAUUUAAGUGGUGUGCAAUUUUCAGAGAUUGUAGAAUUUUUAAAACAAUUAGAAACAGAUUAA